GGAUCGCUGGUCGGCGCGGACUCGGUGGGCCGAAGGGCCUGUUUCCACGCUGUAUCUCUAAACUAAACUAAAUUAAAGAUUCACCACCCUCUGACUAAAGAAUCCUUAUUAACAUAGAAACAUAGAAGCAUAGAAAAUUGGUGCAGGAGUAGGCCAUUCGGCCCUUCAAGCCUGCACCACCAUUCAAUAUGAUCAUGGCUGAUCAUCCAACUCAGUGUCCUGUACCUGCCUUCUCUCCAUACCCCCUGAUCCCUUUAGCCACAAGGGCCACAUCUAACUCCCUCUUAAAUAUAGCCAAUGAACUGGCCUCAACUACCUUCAGUGGCAGAGAAUUCCACAGAUUCACCACUCUCUGUGUAAAAAAUGAUUUUCUCAUCUCGGUCCUAAAAGACUUCCCCCUUAUCCUUAAAUUGUGACCCCUAGUUCUGGACUUCCCCAACAUCGGGAACAAUCUUCCUGCAUCUAGCCUGUCCAACCCCUUAAGAAUUUUGUAAGUUUCUUUAAGAUCCCCCCUCAAUCUUCUAAAUUCUAGCGAGUACAAGCCGAGUCUAUCCAGUCUUUCUUCAUAUGAAAGUCCUGCCAUCCCAGGAAUCAGUCUGGUGAACCUUCUCUGCAAGAAUGUCCUUCCUCAGAUUUUGAGACCAAAACUGUACGUAAUACUCCAGGUGUGGUCUCACCAAGACCCUGUACAACUGCAGUAGAACCUCCUGCAGUUGUACAGGACUGCAGUUGAAAGUCCUGCCAUCCCAGGACUCUGUAUGGUUAAGAUUAAGAUUGCAUUCCACCCCCCUACUGUGUAGCCAAUUGGAUGUAUUAUUCCCUGACCGACCUGGUCUGAAGGAUCUAAGUUAUUCCAGCUUCUUGUGUCUACUUUCGAUGAAGGACUCAUUGGUUGAGACUGAUUUCAUCUCAACAUGAAACUGACCACCCACUGCGGAGUCAUAGUGAAACCAGGAAGUGUACAGUGUCUAAAAAUACUGCGUGCAGAGUGGAGGGUGGUUGUCUUAGAGCAGCGCAGAGAGCGAGAGUGAGAGACGGGGAGGAGAGAGGAAAGAAUGGCUGAGAGCUUGGGGCAGAAUCUUCGCUGCACCAUCUGCGCCCACAUCUAUUCGGAGCCCGUCACCUUGGACUGCGGCCACAACUUCUGCCGGGCGUGCGUCUUGGGACGGUGGGGCGGAGAGGAGGGAACUGUCGCAUGCCCGCAGUGUUGCCAGGGGUUCCCCAGGAGGGAGCUGAAAACUAACCAGCUCCUCGCCACCUUGGUGACCAGCCUGGGCUUGUUGAACCUGGGUCCCAGCCCCACGGUUGGCAUGGGACGAUGCCCAUCCCACUGGGACCUGCCGAUGCUAUUCUGCCCAAAGGAUCUCACCCUGGUCUGCCCCAGCUGCCUGGCGCAAGGAUCGGAGGGCAGGAACACGCUGAUCCCCACAGAGGAAGCCUUUGCCCUCUGCCAGGAGAAGCUGGAGAACUCGGCGACGUUCCUGGAGAAGAGAUUGGAGGAGUACAGAGAGGCAGAGACCAGCCAGGUGUCCAGGACCUCCCAGACGGUGGAGUUAGCGGACAGUCUCCGGGAGAGCAUUGAGGGGCAGUUCGACACCAUGCACCAGUUCUUGCGGGAGCAGGAGAGCGACCUGCGGGAGCGGCUGGAACACGAGUCCCAGGGGGUGGUGCAGACCCUGGAGGCCAACCUCAGGCUGCUGGACAAGAGAAGCAACUCAAUCGAGAAGCUGAUCGCGGAGAUCCGCUCUCUCAUCAACGCUAAGGACCGCGACAGGCUCCUCACGGAAGUGAAAGGCAUUCUCCAAAGGAGCGACUUGCACCGGGAGCCGGUGCUGCCGCCGCCCGAGGUCAGUCUGGGCGAGUUCCGGGGGCCGCUGCAAUACGCGGCCUGGAAGCGCAUGCUGAGAGUCGUCAGCCCAGCGCCGGCCCCGCUGACCCUAGACCCGGACUCUGCCAGCCCCAGCCUCAUCCUGUCUAAGGACCACACCAUGGUGAAGCGGCGGGCCAAGCUGCGGCAGACGCCGGCGAGCAGCAGGCGUUUCACGGUGUGCGCCGCGGUGUUGUCCGCCCAGGGCUUCUCCUCGGGCCGCCACUACUGGGAGGUGGACGUGGAGACGUCGCCCGCCUGGAUCGUGGGCGCCGCCGGCGAGACGGCGGAGAGGGGCGAGGAUGUCCCGCUGACUCCCGACAACGGCUUCUGGACGGUGAGGCUGUGGAACGGCAAGGUCCACUGGAGCGGAGACGGCACCGCCGGCUCGGCCUCUUGCUCCGACCUCCGGCCCGACAGGGUGGGCGUCUUCCUGGACUACGAGGGCGGCCAGCUCUCCUUCUACGAUGCCCGCCGCAUGUCUCACCUCUGCACCUUCCACCACCGCUUCAGCGGACCCCUCUACCCGUUCCUGUACCCGCUGAGCGGGGCCCGAUACUUCCGACACUGAGGUGCUCAGGCUGUUCCACCUGCGC
Leucoraja erinaceus (little skate) is the source of this 2463-nucleotide messenger RNA. Its product is annotated as zinc-binding protein A33-like. Lineage: Eukaryota; Metazoa; Chordata; Chondrichthyes; Rajiformes; Rajidae. The record is from RefSeq and is a predicted model, not a curated record. The coding region runs from base 1056 to 2438 and encodes 460 amino acids. The transcript has 6 exons. Gene Ontology annotation, molecular function: protein binding.